AUGAGCGGCUCGGAUAGCACACUGUUUGGCACGUUGCCGGAGCUCGUUUACAAAUGUGCCAAACUGGAUCGUGUUGCAACGGUGUUUGAUGCUGAAAAAAUUACGUAUACUUUUCAAAAUGUCAAAAAUGAGGUCAGUGUUUUGAUGAGCGGCUCGGAUAACACACUGUUUGGCACGUUGCCGGAGCUCAUUUACAAAUGUGCCAAACUGGAUCGUGUUGCAACGGUGUUUGAUGCUGAAAAAAUUACAUACACUUUUCAAAAUGUCAAAAAUGAGAUGGAUGCGCUGGCGGCAGGUCUGCUGUCGACGGGCCUCAGGCCGCAAGACCGUGUCCUCAUUUGUGGUUCCAACACCGCUCAUUUCUUCAUCUGUUCAUUGGCCUGUGCACGAGCGGAUCUGAUUUUCUCGCUGAUGAGUCCAAAUUUUGCGGAUGCUAAACAGCUUCAAUAUGCACUCACCAAGGGCGAAUUUCGGGCCAUCAUUUGCUUCCCAGCAAGCCGUGAAACAGAGUUUUUGAAUAAAAUAUUAAACGAAUUAGCGCCGGAACUGAUGCAUUCGGCCAAAGGUCGCUUGUGCAGCAAAGCUGUCCCAAAGCUAACACAUGUGAUUAUGGCUGAAGAGGAGCAUAAGCAUGCGUAA
Messenger RNA from Gongylonema pulchrum, 639 nucleotides. The record is from the annotation of a GenBank genome assembly. Lineage: Eukaryota; Metazoa; Nematoda; Chromadorea; Rhabditida; Gongylonematidae.